This is a messenger RNA of Dipodomys ordii (Ord's kangaroo rat), 1332 nucleotides long. RefSeq names its product growth differentiation factor 7 (gene Gdf7). Lineage: Eukaryota; Metazoa; Chordata; Mammalia; Rodentia; Heteromyidae. Gene Ontology annotation, biological process: SMAD protein signal transduction; BMP signaling pathway. Gene Ontology annotation, molecular function: cytokine activity; growth factor activity. The record is from RefSeq and is a predicted model, not a curated record. Gene Ontology annotation, cellular component: extracellular region.
AUGGACCUGAGCGCCGCCGCCGCGCUGUGUCUCUGGCUGCUGAGCGCCUGCCGCCCCCGCGACGGACUGGAAGCUGCCGCGGUGUUGCGGGCGGCGGGGGCUGGGCCGGCCCGGAGCCCGGGGGGCGGCGGCGGCGCCGGCCGCGGCGCGCGGACCCUCGCCCCGGCCGCGGGCAUCCUUGCGGGCCAGGCCCUCGCGGCGGCUCCCGGGGUCCGCGCUGGGCGCCGCGCCUCCGGCUCUGCCUUCAGGAACGGCUCGGUGGUGCCGCACCACUUCAUGAUGUCGCUCUAUCGGAGCCUGGCCGGGAACGCUCCGGCCGGGGUAGCCUCCACCUCGGGCCGGGCCCGUGCGGACACCAUCACCGGCUUCACCGACCAGGCGACCCAAGACGGAUCGACGGCGGAGAACGGCCAGCGUUUCCUGUUUGACGUGUCCAGCCUUCCCGAGGGCGACGAGGUGGUGGGCGCUGAGCUGCGGGUGCUGCGCCGCGAGCCUGGCUUGGGCCGGGCGACUCCCCCGCCGCCGCCGCCGCCGCUGCUGCUGCUGUCCACGUGCCCGGGGGCCGCCCGCCCGCCGCGCCUGCUGCGCUCGCAGGCCGCCGAGCCCCUGGGCAGCGCGCGCUGGGAGGUGUUCGACGUGGCGGACGCCGUGCGGAGCCACCGGCAGGAGCCGCGCGCCAACCGGUCGUUCUGCCUUUUGCUUCGCGCGGAGGUCGGCCCGGAGAGGAGCCCGCGGCCCCUGCGGAAUGCUGGGCUUCGGCUGCGGGCCGGCGGCGACGCGGCGGCGGAAGAGCGCGCGCUGCUUGUCGUCUCCUCCCGCACGCACCGGAAGGAGAGUCUGUUCCGGGAGAUCCGCGCCCAAGCCCGCGCGCUGCGGGAAACCCUCGCCGUCGAACCGCCUCCCGACCCGGGCCCCGACGGCCCUGGAGCGCCCAAGUCAUUCCUCGGAGGUCGCAGGCGGCGGCGGACGGCCGGGACCCGAGCCGCCCCGGGCAGCGGUGGCGGGCGCAGGGGCCGGAGCCGCUGCAGCCGAAAGCCGCUGCACGUGGAUUUCAAGGAGCUGGGCUGGGACGACUGGAUCAUCGCGCCGCUGGACUACGAGGCGUACCACUGCGAGGGCGUCUGCGACUUCCCGCUGCGUUCGCAUCUGGAGCCCACCAACCACGCCAUCAUACAGACCCUGCUCAACUCCAUGGCGCCCGACGCCGCGCCCGCGUCCUGCUGCGUGCCCGCGCGCCUCAGCCCCAUCAGCAUCCUCUACAUCGACGCGGCCAACAACGUGGUCUACAAGCAGUACGAGGACAUGGUGGUGGAGGCCUGCGGCUGCAGGUAG